AUGACCCAUCCCUCUCAGCCGUCCCCCGGCCAGCUUUCGCCGGAGUCGCCCUUUGAUCCACCAGACGGUCGCAUCGCUCACACCCUCACCGCGUGCACCAGGUGUCGCCAGCGGAAAUCUAGAUGUGACCCUGGGAUCCCCCGAUGUGCGCCUUGCGAACGAAGCAAUGCUAAGUGUGUUUAUUACGACUCCACCCGCAACACCACCAUACCACGGACCUAUAUCGUAAACCUCCGCGAAAAGGCACGCCAACUCGAGAAAGAGCUCGCCGCUGCCGAGAAAGAUAUACAGCAUGCUGCCGACGCGGAGCUCAUGGUGCGGGGCGCAGGUCGCAUCCGCUUUCAGGAGAAUGACGAGCCUCGGUACCUGGGACCCUCCAGUGGUAUUGCUAUGACCCGACUGGUCAUGGAGAUGGCCAAACAGAAUACAGACUCGAAAAGCAUCAAAGAUGUUGUCCCCGAAUUCACCGCCCAAGAAAUCAAGGCCGCUUUCGCCAAGGAAGACUCCAAGCCGACCUCGAAAGUGUACCCCAUGAUUAGCUCGAUUCCGCAGCCCGACCUGCCCGAUCGCGUCCUCACAUACAAGUUGAUUGAUUUCUUUAUCAUUAAAGCCCAGGCACUACUGCCAGUCUUACAUGAACCAACUUUUAGACAAGAAGCCGACGGGGUCUUGAAUGGCUCGACUGAUCCCUGCCAUAACUUCCAGUUGCGCAUGGUCAUUGCGAUUAGCAUGCAAAAAUUUAGCCCAAAAUUUGCCGGUCUCGCGGAUAGCUUUUAUCUAGCCGCGUUGCCAUAUCUGGAACCCAUUCUCAAGAAAAUGGACUUGAGGACUUUGCAAUGCUUGGUCCUAAUUGCUCAGUAUUCCAUGAUAACACCGACACGAACGGCGGCAUAUUGGGUGGUAGGGACGGCCAUGAAGCUAUGCCAGGACCUCGGAUUGACCGAAGAAGCCACCAUCACAAUCUCACCUGAUGGCCGAUCCCUAAACCCGUUGGAGAUUGAUAUGCGUCGAAGGCUUUUUUGGGUCGUCGCAUCAAUGGAAUUUGGACUUUCUCAUUCUUUGGGACGCGCCAACUGCCACAGCGUCACUCAUGACAAUGUUGCUGUGAACUUUUUCGAAUUGGUGGACGAUCGAUACAUUACAGCCGACGGAAUCGCCCCGGAAGCAAGGCCGAUGCUCGGCAAAUGCCUUGCUGUCCAUUUCUUCAAGAUGCGAUUACUCCAGAUGGAAGUUCGACGAGCUCUUUACCUCACCCGACGCGAGACUCCAGUUGAUGAUCAGGAUCCUUGGUUCUCCCACAUGUCAAACAAAAUUGAUCAAUGGAUGGAAUCUUGUCCAAGAAAUGACGAUGGCAGCGGGCUGAGUGUGAAAUGGUUCCAAGGAAGGAGAAACACUAUUGUCAUUCUCAUGUAUCGACCAUCGCCUCAGAUCCCGGAACCAUCAGUCAAAGCAGCAAGGAUAUGCUACGAAUCAUCAACGUUCAACAUUGCCAUGCAUAAAGAGCAGAUGUUGACAGGAUCGGUGGAUUUGACAUGGAUAUUCACUCAGUCCCUCUUCAUGGCGCUCAACACUGUCCUUUGGACCCUUUCGUAUCCUGAAAUUCGGAAAGACCACCCGAUCGAAGAGGUCCAAAGCUAUUUAGAUAUGGCGCUGGAAGUGGUUGUCUACUCCGCGGAACGAUGGCCGGGCGUUCAGUCUGCUCUACUGCUCUACAAGCGCCUUAUCGCAGCUUGCUUAAAGGCGUACACCACGGAGGAAUCAUUCGUCGUGCACUCGCCUUCCAAUCAUCCCACCCCCACCUCUUCACAGGGGCUCACGACCCCUCCGGCCAUGUCAAGUCCCUCCAGCAGCACAACUGCUUCCUAUUACUCUCAUGGUUACCAGUCGACCAACCAUGUGCUGAGCGACGAUGCCUCUGCUGGUACGUUGUCAAGAGGCCAUUCUGCCGACCCUACUCUGCCUUUCUCUGAAGACUCUACACCCCCAGCAUAUUCAGAUCCGCUGAAAAUGACUGGAAUGCCCCCAAUAACAGCAUUUGACAUGCCAUCAUCGUCUACAGCUCCCACCCCCCCAUCUCAAUACUCAUUAGAAGGCUUUUGUGCACCGACUUCACUCUACUCCGACGUUUCCAUUGACCCAAAUACCCCUUACAACUCGAUGCCUUCGGUGGUCCCUGGUCUUCAAGGCUGGGAUCCCAAUUUCUCCCUGGCUUCCACCACCGCCAGUCAUCUGGCUUAUGUCGAUGCCACCGUUGAUCCCAUGCAGUGGACGUCCUCAAUUGGGGACCAGUACUCUCAAUACUUUAAUGAGCCUUUCCCAAUACCGAAUUGGCGUGAACGCACCCUCAGCCAGCAGGAGCAAAUUGAGCUGAUGGCAUCGCUGGAAGAAAAUAUUCCCGAUGUCUCAGCGCAAUUGGUCCACGAAUCCCAUGCUUUUUACCAAUCAUAA
Messenger RNA from Penicillium odoratum, 2448 nucleotides. RefSeq lists its product as uncharacterized. The record is from RefSeq and is a predicted model, not a curated record. The coding region runs from base 1 to 2448 and encodes 815 amino acids. The transcript is spliced from 4 exons. Gene Ontology annotation, molecular function: sequence-specific DNA binding; zinc ion binding; DNA-binding transcription factor activity, RNA polymerase II-specific. Lineage: Eukaryota; Fungi; Ascomycota; Eurotiomycetes; Eurotiales; Aspergillaceae. Gene Ontology annotation, biological process: DNA-templated transcription; positive regulation of transcription by RNA polymerase II.